This is a messenger RNA of Magallana angulata, 6849 nucleotides long. RefSeq lists its product as uncharacterized. Gene Ontology annotation, biological process: DNA integration. Gene Ontology annotation, molecular function: nucleic acid binding. The coding region runs from base 358 to 6402 and encodes 2014 amino acids. The record is from RefSeq and is a predicted model, not a curated record. The transcript has 4 exons. Lineage: Eukaryota; Metazoa; Mollusca; Bivalvia; Ostreida; Ostreidae.
GAUUUUGUGUGAUUGUGUAUUUUGCUAAAGUCUAAUUAUUAUCUAAAUACAUUUAGAGUUAUCUUCCAUUAUCAUUUUGAUAUGUAUUUUCUGCAGUUAUCUUUCCUUUUUGAACCUAGAGUUAUCCUUUCAUUAUAUAAUUUAGAGUUACUUUUCCUAAUUGUUGACUUCCUGUUUUGUUGUUUGUGUGACCCACACAAGGACACUCAGUCCAUCCAACAUGUUUUUUGUAUUCGUAUGCUGCCACACACUUUUUUUACCGCAUACACAAUAAAUUCGAUGCACUGGAUUGUUGUGUUGGUUCACUAUCUGUAGGCAAAGGCAGAAUAGUAAAAAAAGUGUGCAGCUACAGACAAUAUGGAUAGGCGGAUACGUACACUUACGCCCAGAGGCCAAGAGAUGUUCCAGUCCAAUUUGGAUUACUACUUGAAUAACCUCAAGAAAGAUUGGAAGGAAUUUGAAAGAAUCCUGACAGAAUUUGACGAUUCCAUCAUGGAUAUCAAAUAUCUACGGAAAGUUGAAAGUCAUCUGGAGAUGGUGAAAUUUGAAUAUAGAGAUAGUUAUGAGUCCCUCAUUUCCUUUCUAACCCGCACCUGCACAGAAGAAAGUGAUUUAGAACUAGACAAUCAAAUGAUUAGGCACCAAAAGUGUUUAAGCAUUAUGAACAAUUUCGACCGUCAGAUUCAGGACCUGUUAAUUGAUGCUGCCGAAAUACUUUCUGAAAAGUAUGAAACGAGAUCUGAAGCAUCUAUAUCGAACAGCAUUGGUAAAUCAUAUCGAUCUUUGAAAAAAGUUGAAAAUCCUAAAACGGAAAAAGUAAGACAUCAGUACGUUGAAAAAGAAAGAGAAUUUCACAAGCAGAAAGCCUUACUAGAAGCCAAAAUGGAGCUCUUAGAACACCAGAAGAAGAUUGAUACGUUAGAAGCAGAAAUAGAAGAGCUCGACAUUCAUAGUUCUCGUCUGUCAUUGCCGAAACAACAUCCUCCUGGUAGUUAUGAUUCAUUGGGACAAAUAAAACGUGAAUACACAGAAAACUAUGUACGUGAGCAUUCCACGAUCCGAGGAGCAAUGAGUGAUUAUGUUUCAUUUGACAAACUGGACAAGAUGAGUGAUCGGGACAAAGAGCAGAGCAACAAACCUGACAAUCCUUUACCACCUCAGAGCAUCAGAAAGUUAAGAGAACCCGUAGCCGCAAGUGACCAUGUGGUAGAGAACUUAACACAAUUUCUCCUGAAAAAAGACCUUCUAAUGUCACGGUUCAGCUCAUUCAACGACAAACCAGACUCUUACCAAACCUGGAAAGCUAGCUUCACAAACAUUGUGAAAGAAUUAAACAUUUCAGCAUUUGAAGAAAUGGAUCUGCUCAUUAAGUGGCUUGGUCCAGAAUCAAAAAGGUUCGCAAGUAGCAUAAGGGGAUCUAACAUCAAUGACCCUGUUAAAGGACUGUAUCGUAUUUGGGAACGUUUGGAGGAUCGCUAUGGCAGACCAGAAAUGAUAGAAUCGGCGUUGAAAGAUAAGCUCAACAGAUUUCCCAAAAUAUCAAUAAAAGAUCCUAAAAUGCUCUACGAUCUGCUUGACAUUUUAACAGAGAUAGAAUCAGCAAAGGAGAACGAGCAAUACGCAACACUGCUGUCAUACUAUGACUCAUCAUCCGGUGUCAAUCCUAUCAUCAGUAAGCUGCCUCAAGGUCUACAAGAGAAGUGGGUGUCUCAAGCGUCCAAGUACAAGAGAUACUAUUGUGUUCCAUUUCCACCGUUCAGCUUCCUUGUAAAAUUCAUUCGAGAACUCAGCAUUGUGAAAAAUGAUCCAGCUUUCCAAACUGAUGGAUCUCUGACAUUAACAACAGAGAAAAGAACGAAUGAACAAAAACGAACUUUUCCUGUUCACAGUAGAAAAACCGAACUAGCAACGGACGAUGCAACUCAACAAGAACGGCAACCAAGAUGUCCAAUUCAUAAAGCAAACCAUUCGCUGAACCACUGUAGAUCCUUCAGAGCUAAAUCCUUACAAGAAAGGAAAGAUCUCUUACGAGAAAUGGAUUUCUGUUAUAAAUGCUGUGAAUCAAAACAUUUGUCGAGAAAUUGUACUGCAACCAUCAAAUGUGAACUUUGUGGAAGCUCUCGUCACGCUACAGCGUUGCAUAUUGAACAAAGAAAUUCUGAGCCUAAAGCAGCUGGCAGAUGGGAUAAAGAACACUUUCAGGCAAACAAUAACCCCAGAUUUGCUGACGGCGGGGAGAAAACUGGAAGGAAAACUGAAGUUUCCAACAAGUGCACUGAACUUUGUGGAACUACCUUCAGUGGUCGAUCAUGCGCAAAGGUCCUUCCUGUUCGUGUAUAUCCGUCGUUCAACAGCGAGCAAGCUAUUAAGGUGUAUGCAGUCAUCGAUGAACAGAGCAAUCGCACACUCGCAAGAUCCCAAUUAUUUGACUUUUUUAAUAUUCAGAGUGAAUCUGAAUCCUACACACUGUUUUCGUGCAGCGGACAAUCAACUUGUAGUGGAAGAAGAGUCAAUGGACUAGUAGUAGAAGCUCUUGAUGGAAGUUGUCACUUCAACCUACCAACAGUCAUUGAAUGUGAUGAAAUUCCUGAUAACAGAGGUGAGAUACCAACCCCAGAAGUAGCAGAAAAAUAUUUCCAUCUACGAGAAAUAGCCGAUCACCUGAUGCCACUAGAUUCAGAAAUCAACAUUCUUCUCUUGAUUGGACGUGAUCUUGGUGAUGCACAUCACAUACUUGAGCAACGCAUUGGACCUCCAAAUACUCCAUACGCCCAGAAACUUCAACUCGGAUGGGUUAUUGUAGGCGAAGUUUGUCUUGGAAGGACUCACAGACCAGAUGUCGUAGUGGCAAACAAAGUGGCAGUUAUGUCUGAUGGAAGAACUACCUUAUCUGCCCCUUGUCCAAACAAUAUCACUGUCAAGGAGACCCUACCUAAACAAAUUCAGUGUGAUGAAAUCCUUAACCCUCUAGUGCCCCAUAGGGUUAAACAUCCACAACGAAACGAACCAAUUGGACAGAACAUUUUCCAGACAUCUCCUGACGAUGACAAGCCAGGACUGUCUGUAGAAGAUAAAGAAUUCCUAGCCAUUAUGGAUAAGGAGUUUUGUCGUGACAAUAGUGGACAGUGGGUUGCACCAUUACCGUUCCGAGAGCCUAGAUGUAAACUUCCGGAUAAUAGACAACAAGCACUGAGAAGAGCCAUGAUCUUAGACACUAACCUUAGAAAGAACCCAGUCAAGUGCGGACACGCAGUGACCUUCAUGAAACGCAUUCUGGAUGCAGAACACGCAGAACUAGCACCACCAUUAAAGAAAGAUGAAGAGUUCUGGUUCUUACCAAUCUUCAGCGUAUACCAUCCAAAAAAACCUGAUCAAGUCAGAAUGGUGUUUGAUUCAUCAGCUCAGUGUAAUGGGGUGUCAUUGAACAACGUGCUUCUAUCUGGCCCUGACCUGACAAACAGUCUACUUGGUGUUCUGAUGCGAUUCAGACUUGAUAACAUCGGAGUUAUGGCCGACAUUCAGCAAAUGUUUCACUGCUUUAAAGUGCGAGAAGAUCAUAGGAACUACUUACGUUUCUUCUGGUACUUAGAUAACGAUCCUCAGAAGCAAUUGGUGGAAUACAGGAUGUGCGUCCAUGUCUUCGGCAAUAGUCCAUCACCUGCAGUCGCUACAUAUGGGCUAAGGAGGACUGCAGAGAAUGCUGAAUCAACCUAUGGAAGUGACGUCCGAAGUUUUGUAGAACGCAACUUUUACGUUGAUGAUGGGUUGAUUUCGUUGCCAUCCACACAAGAGAUCGUUAGCCUGAUGAAGAGAACUCAACAAGCUUUGUUGCAAGAAGGAGGACUUAGACUUCACAAGUUUGUAUCCAACAGCAGUGAUGUCAUGAAAUACUUUCCCACUGAUAACCUAGCAAAGGACUUGAUGUCUCUCGAUCUAUCGAAGGAUAUUCUUCCCAUACAACGCAGCUUAGGAAUAAGCUGGAAUCUACGAUCUGAUGCAUUUACCUUCAGACUCUCCUUAGACAAGAAACCGUAUACACGCCGUGGAGUCCUUUCUUGUCUGAAUAGCUUUUAUGACCCCUUAGGAUUUGUUGCACCAGUUCUCAUCAGAGGCAAGUUACUGCUUAGAAAAUUUACUGAAGAGUCUACAGACUGGGAUCAACAUUUACCUGACCAAUACCAAGAAGAAUGGGAGAAGUGGAAAGAACAACUAUGGUAUUUAGAAAACCUGGAAAUUCCUCGUACUUACCUUUCCGUACCUACCGAGAAGCUCCUUCAGAAACACGUCCAUGUAUUCACUGAUGCGUCCGAGGAGGCCAUUGCUGCAGUUGCUAUUUUGAGAGCAGAGGAUCAAGAUGGUAACUUUCAUCAAGGAUUCAUAGUAGGGAAAGGAAAAGUUGCACCUAAGAAGGCAGUAACCAUCCCUCGUUUGGAGUUAUGUGCUGCAGCGCUUGGUGUUGAGAUCUCUCAAAUCAUUCAACAUCAAUUGGAUAUUGACCCUAAAGACAUUCAUUACCAUACAGACAGUAAAGUUGUCCUUGGUUACAUCUACAACAGAACCAAACGUUUCUAUACUUACGUAAGCAACAGAGUACAGCAGAUUCACAAAGUCUCCUCACCAGAACAAUGGAGCUAUGUUCCUUCAGAACACAAUCCUGCAGAUCAAUCAACUAGACCAAUCGCAGUUGAAAAUAUGAAAAACAGCCCAUGGCUUUGUGGUCCGAAACGAUGGUUCCUUGAAAGUAAAGACCAAGGCAAAACAGAUAUAUCUGAUCAUGACAAACAGAUGCCACAAGAGUAUGACCUCGUAGACUCAGAGAAUGACAGAGAGAUUAGACCUACGCUAAUUGUUAAAACAUUGCACGUUAAAGAACCCUCCAUUGGAACUGAAAGGUUUACCAAAUACUCAACCUGGAGUAGUUUAGUUUCAGGUAUUGCACGCUUGAAACAUGUUGCCAGAUGUUGGAGUGGAACAAAACCAUGCAGAGGAUGGCAUUUCUGCAACAAAGCGAAAGAUGUUGACCUUUAUCUUGAAACAGAAAAACACAUCAUUCGAGCGGUCCAGGGUGAAUCUUUUCGAGAAGAGAUCAGAAGUAUCAGAGAAAACCGAGCUCUCAAUAAGAAGAGUUCACUUGUAAAGCUGAAUCCAGUUUUAGACCAUGAUGGUAUUUUGCGUGUAGGAGGCCGAUUGAUGAAUUUAGAGUUGGAAGUCACUGAGAAAAAUCCUGUCAUUAUUCCUGGCAAACAACACAUAGCUACACUGUUGGUGCGCCAUUAUCAUCAACUUACCAAACAUCAAGGACGCCACUUCACAGAAGGCUCAAUAAGAUCUGCUGGAUAUUGGAUAACAGGAGCCAAGCGUAUCGUAUCCUCGAUGAUAUACAGCUGUGUGACUUGCAGAAAGAUGAGGAGAAAACCAGAACAUCAAUUCAUGGCUGACUUACCUGAAGAUCGAUUAACACCAGGACCUCCAUUCUCAAGUGUAGGAGUGGAUACCUUCGGACCUUGGGAAGUUCUUGCACGUCGAACUAGAGGAGGACUGGCUCAUGCAAAACGCUGGGCUGUAAUGUUUUCAUGUCUUUCAUCGCGAGCUGUUCACAUUGAAGUCAUCGAAGAGAUGAGUUCCUCAUCCUUCAUUAAUGCACUUAGGAGAUUUGUCGCUAUACGUGGAAGUGUUAAAGAGUUUAGAUCAGAUCGUGGCACAAAUUUCGUUGGCUCAACAGAAAGUCUUGGAAUUGACGCUAUAAACGUAGAAGAUGGACCUGUCAACAAGUUUCUUCUUGACAACAGAACAGUAUGGAUAUUCAACUCACCACACUCAUCCCACAUGGGUGGCGCAUGGGAGAGGAUGAUAGGCCUUACAAGACGGAUACUAGAUUCAUUGUUGAUUACUGGUACAGCAAAGAAGUUGACACACGAGACCCUCGUUACGUUCUUAGCUGAGGCUAGUGCCAUUAUUAAUUCAAGACCACUGGUGCCAGUUCCAACUGAUCCAGAGUACCCAUUUAUUCUCACUCCAUAUACCCUUCUGACCCAGAAAACGGACAAAGGAGGAGAACCGCCUGGACCAUUUGACGAGAAAGAUGCCUUCAAAGCGCAAUGGAAAAGGGUUCAACUACUCGCAGACCUCUUCUGGAAACGAUGGCGUAAGGAAUACUUAGUCACCCUUCAAAGUCGACAAAAGUGGACACAGCACCAAAGAAACCUAUCCGUCGGUGAUGUCGUUUUAUUGAAGGACAGUUCAGCCCAUCGCUGUGACUGGAAGAUGGCAGUAGUGGAUCAAGUGUUCCCAAGCGUAUCAGACAAGAGAGUCCGUAAAGUACAACUUCGUGUGAACAAGAAUGGCGUUAACACAUUAUACACGCGCCCGGUUACAGAGACUGUGCUCUUGAUGGCAAUUUAAAUAUUUGUAACAGUGCUUCAUGUUAAUCAGAACUGUUUGGUAUUUCGUUUGGAAUAUUUUGGUUAUUUUGUAAAUAUGUUGGAUAGUGAUAUCUAAAGAUAUCAGACGGGGAGUGUAUUGUUUACAAGAUUUUGUGUGAUUGUGUAUUUUGCUAAAGUCUAAUUAUUAUCUAAAUACAUUUAGAGUUAUCUUCCAUUAUCAUUUUGAUAUGUAUUUUCUGCAGUUAUCUUUCCUUUUUGAACCUAGAGUUAUCCUUUCAUUAUAUAAUUUAGAGUUACUUUUCCUAAUUGUUGACUUCCUGUUUUGUUGUUUGUGUGACCCACACAAGGACACUCAGUCCAUCCAACAUGUUUUUUGUAUUCGUAUGCUGCCACACACUUUUUUUACCGCAUACACAAUAAAUUCGAUGCACUGGAUUGUUGUGUUGGUUCACUAUCUGUAGGCAAA